Punica granatum (pomegranate) is the source of this 1257-nucleotide messenger RNA. The record is from RefSeq and is a predicted model, not a curated record. NCBI's taxonomy places the organism in Eukaryota, Viridiplantae, Streptophyta, Magnoliopsida, Myrtales, Lythraceae.
GCUCUCUCUUUUUUCUUCUCUUUAAAUAGCAAAAGGAACCUUAAUUAGGAAUUUAGGAUAGAAGGGAGGUGUCAUUUGACUUAUCCCGAUAAUGGCUUUCUUUGGCCCAAACAAAGGCCUCAUGCUUUGGCAGCUCUUGCUCUUAGUGAACAUCAGCACUCGCUUCUUCCCCGGUGCCUCCGCCAACCUAUUUGAGGAGUCCAAGUUCGCCAAGCCCCCAGGGGCCCCAGUUCCGGCUCCCUUUAAGGCCCCAGUUCACCCGCCCAUGAGUCUUUCCCCGAGGAGCUUCAUUUGGGUUCGGGGAAUCGUUUAUUGCAAACCAGAGAAGUUCAAGGGCAUUGACACUAUCUGGCAAGCUAAGCCGCUUAAUGGAUCGGGGGUGAAGCUCGUGUGCCAUAACACUAUGGACAGAUCGACAGUGGCGAAUGCAAAGACAGACGAGCAAGGAUACUACUUGAUCAAAGCCCCGGACACUGUCACCAGCUAUGCCGCCCACAUGUGCAGGGGUCUUCCUUGCCUCCUCCCCACUGGCGACCUGCAAUCAGAGAACGAAUCUCCAUGGCGGCGUCACGGGAGCUACCCUGAAGAAGCUGGUGUACUUCAGGUCCGAGGACGGCAAAAAAUUAUAUGCCCUCUACUCCGUCGACCCUCUCGCCUUCGAACCCAUGUAGGAAUAAUAAUUUAAUAAUAAGGUCUAUCGGAGAUCAGUAGCAUCUUAAUUAUGCGGUCGCUACGUCCAUAUGUGUUGGUUGUUGGGUAUUUUGAAAUGGAGAGAUGCUAAAACCUCAGAAUUCGGCAGCGUCGAAUUUCUCUCAUGGGGCAAUCAUGUAAUUACAUUGAAAACUAUGGGCACUUUUUAAACGAGAGGGUCGGAGGUUUUUCUUCCGAAAACUUUCGGAGAAGCAGCAAUUUCUCAUUAAAAUAAGUCGUAGUUAUUCACCAAAAAGAAAAAGUCGUAGUUGCCAUGUAUGGGAUUUGGGUUGAAUAAAAUGAUAUAUGGACGUGCAGACAGCUUUAGCUUUUGCAGUGGGGAUUUGCCACACUCUUUUGAUUUCGUAGUGAUAAUAAACAAAUGGGUCAUAAAUAUUCUUGUCUUCGUUUUGGUCGGAGAUUCUUCAUACUUCCAAUUGAAGUAAAACUUCACACCUCAUUCACAAUUAAUUUAAUGUAUUGAAACUUAUCUCAUUAUUUUAUAUUAUUAACUGGUAAACUACAAUAAUAUGAUUCAGUGAUAAACUGAGUUUCACUUCAUCACUC